GGGAGUGCUUCCGGAGGGAAAGGGGACGAGCGUGAAUUAUCUCGAGACUUCAAUGAUCCGUCUACCUCUGUUGUCUGUGAGCUCUUUCAGCCUAGCAACCUCACCAUCACCGCUUCAAAGACAUGUCCGACGUAGUACCCGACCCAAGUCUCGAUCAACCUGCGAAGAAGCGAAAGCGAUCCGGCAAGGAGCGUCAACAGCGAAAGGCAGAGCUCAUCGCGGCCGCUGCAGCUGCAGCUGAAGCUGAAGGCGAAGCAGCCGGGCCUGCCCAGGGAGAAGAUGUCGCUGCGUCAGAAGCGAAGUCGAUCGAGCAUGCAGUAGAGGAGGGUCAGGACGAAAAUAUCGAGGCCGAAGGACCGAUAGAAGUAGAAGCGGAAACGGUAGAGAAAGAUACGGAGCCCGCUGGGGACGUUCUAGAUUUGGACAAGGUUCAGGGGAGGAUCCAACAAGGUCUCAAGUCGAUGCUACCCGUGUUGAAGCGAGCCAAGACCUCCGAGACCCAACGCUUGAUCAAGAAGAUCAAGUUUCUGAGGAAGAAGGCUGUAGAUGGCGGGGACGCAGAGCAGGCAGUCAAACAAGAGGUGCUCGAUUUGGAACAGCAGCUGGAUAUCAUCAAGCGCCUCGAGCUCAGCGCACUGGUCCAACCCCUCCUCUCCCUCAAACUGCGCAAACACCCUCGUCUCAAACAAUCCCUACCUCUCCCACCCGACUUUUUCCCCGAGCCCACCAAGCCUCCUGCCGCGUCGUCAACCCUCCAGAUCAAAGUCGAGAACCGCUUGUACUCGUCCAAACCUACGAGCGAUGCCAUCGUCGCUGUUGUCAACUGGGUCGUGGGAGAGGAUGGAGCUAGUCUCAAAUAUGCCCAUAACAAGGGCGCGAACGCUGCAAACAAGGCCAAAAGCGCAAAUGCGAGCAAGUCGGAAUCGACCGCUGCUGGUAUGACGACGGUGGAUGUCGAUAUGGACGCGAGCGAAGACGAAGACGAGAUUGGGAAUACCAGUGUAGCGGUGCCAGACGAUCAGGCGGAAGAGGAACAGGUGGCCGUCAAGAAGAUGCAAGAGCAAGUUGCCGCUGAAGAGAUGGCAGCCGAAGCUGCAGGGUGGGAAUCUGGGUCGUUGGCGGGCGAUGACGAAGAGGACGACGGGGACGACGACAGCGCUUCAGAGGAUGGUGAUGAUAGUGACGAUUCUGGCGCCAUCGAUUGGGAUGCUCCGGAAUGGGAUGGACUACCUGCGGGCGAGGACGAAGAAAGCGAAGGAUCUUCAGAUGAAGUCGAGCCCAAAGUUGCUGCAACGACAGCAUCGACCGGCAAGAAACCCGUCGACGCUCCUGCUAAACAGCCGGCCCUUCCUACUAAAAAGAAGGAAAAAGCCAACGACACCCCGGCGGACAAGGCCAAGCCCGUCCGAGCGUCCACGGCAACGAUCACGUCUUCCAUGUUCUUGCCGUCGUUGAAGACCGGGUUUACCUUGGGCGAAUAUGAUAGCGAUCCGGACGAGGACGAUAGGCGGGACAACAAGCGACAAGGUUUGAACCCGAAUGGCGAGCGAAAGAACCGAAGAGGUCAGCGAGAGCGACGAUUGAUCGCCGAGAAGAAAUACGGUUCCGGUGCAAAUCACGUCAAGAAGGCCGCCCAAUCUGCAGAAGGUGCGGCCAAGUCUAAUCAGGCUAGACAGUUCUUACAAAACCAGGGAGGCCAGGGUACCCAAGCCGGAGGCAAAUGGAGCAAGGGCGCCGUGGGCGAUAAGGGCUGGGGAGGUCGACAACCCGGGUCUGACUCUACACGGGCCCGGGCAGAACCUACGUCCUCUGCGCCCGUUCGACCGGCCGUACCCGCUACCAGACCUGUGGAAAAGGUCGCCGACAAGCCGCUUAAAGCUGAACAUCCUUCUUGGGAGGCUGCAAGGUUGCGUAAACAGAAAGAAACGCAGAUGGCCAGUGCGGCGUUGUCGGGAGGUGGACAGGCCGCCAAGCCGAAGAAGAUCGUCUUCGAUUGAUCGUGCUGAUAGAGGGAUUUUGUAUUUGUACCUGCAUAAUGUACUGGGAGGGUUUCCAUGAAUACGUUCUCUUGUGGUCCGGAUCA
Filobasidium floriforme is the source of this 2083-nucleotide messenger RNA. Its product is annotated as Bud-site selection protein. The record is from RefSeq and is a predicted model, not a curated record. The transcript has 4 exons. Bases 123 to 1997 code for a protein of 624 amino acids. Gene Ontology annotation, biological process: maturation of SSU-rRNA. NCBI's taxonomy places the organism in Eukaryota, Fungi, Basidiomycota, Tremellomycetes, Filobasidiales, Filobasidiaceae. Gene Ontology annotation, cellular component: 90S preribosome; nucleus.